CAGAAGAGUGGUAUUUCGGAUAAUACCGAAACGGUUCAGUAAAAUGCCGUAGUUACAAAGGCCGCUCUUGAUGAUGUAACGCCGCCAUGGCGAUUUCGCCGCUCGGCGCCCUCGCCAGGCGUCUCCGGACUCUACUUUCUUACUCUUCUUCUCCUCCUACUCCUCCUUCACCCUACUUCCCAUCUCCCUACAAAGCCCUCCACCGCGGCCCCACCCAAAUCGUAAUCCCUUUCUCUCUUCCCGGCGGUGGCCUGUCCGCUGCCGCAUCCUUCCUCCUCUUUCGGUCCCAUCGACGCCCCCUCCUUUUCCUUUCCCUCGUCAACAAUCCCUUACCGAGGCACUAUUCCUCCAGCCCUUCCGACCGCGGGGUCGAGUCUCGGGAGGAUCAGCAGUCCCCCGCGCGUUCCCCGCGCCAUGAGGAGCAGGGGGGCCUCCUAUCGAUGGCCCAGCAGGAGAAGCAGAGCCGGUUCAUCCCUGUCAAGGCUUAUUUCCUUUGCACUAGUAUUGACUUGAGGAGCUUGCAGGCCCAAAAUGCAUUUAAUAUCGUCACCCCUCAUACCUCUCGAGCCACCAAUUACAUUGUACUCCGAUACCAUGAUGAUAAUAACGAUUCUCAGAAGGUUAUGAAGACUGAUUUUCCAAGUGAAGUUUCUUGCCAUUAUAUGGUUGUGUUUCAUUAUGGUUCAGUUGUGUUGUUUAAUGUUUCUGAUCAUGAAGUUGAUGGGUAUCUGAAGAUUGUUGAAAAGCAUGCUUCAGGUAUACUGCCAGAAAUGAGAAAGGAUGAUUUUGCAAUAGUUGAGAAACCAACUCUUGAGAAUUGGAUGCAAGGUGGACUUGAUUACAUAGUGCUGAAGACUUUGAAUAUGGAUGGCAUACGAAUCAUAGGAAGAGUUCUUAGUCAAAGCAUUGCUUUAGAUCACUACAUUCAGCAAGUUGAUGGAAUGGUGGCCGAAUUUGCAGAAAUCAACCGUGUUUUGGAGAAGACUGGAAUUUCUACUAUGCAACGGAAGCAACUUUUCCAGUUAGUGUGGAGAUCAAAUUCUAACCUCACUGCUGUGAUUCUCAAACUCGGGCUUUUUGAGAGUUCAGAUAUUGCUUGGAAGAAUGCUAACUAUGCACAGGUAUGGGAGUAUCUUCGGGAUGAAUAUGAGCUAUCACAGAGAUUUGAAAAUCUUAAUUUUAAAUUGAAAUUUGUGGAGCAUAAUAUCAGUUUCAUCCAGGAAAUCCUUCAGAAUCGAACAUUUGUUUUCUUGGAGUGGCUGAUCAUUUUUUUGAUUGCUCUAGAUAUCUUCCUCUCAUACAUUCUACAUUAAAGAACCAUUGCUUCCGCAAUCUGACUACGGCCAGAAACUAGGCAAUGAGGAAACUGUUUAUUUUCAAUGAUUGGACUGGCGUGCUAAAACAAAUUUGUUUGUCAUCAUCUACCAACGACAAUGGGUAGAUUUUGUUGAGUUCAGAAAAACAAUAUACCAUGAACUUUGCAGUCCUAGGUAAUUUUGUUUUUGCAUGUAAAUUCUGCAUGUAAAAUUUUAAUUAAGUGAUGGGAAGGGAAGGGGAAACGAAUUGCAAUCAUUAACGUUGCUGAGCUGCUGAACUUGUAGUUGGAGUGCUAGUGAUGCAGAACGUUGUAAUCCAUUAAGCAGCGAAUUUUUGUUUGUU
This is a messenger RNA of Zingiber officinale, 1659 nucleotides long. RefSeq names its product protein RETARDED ROOT GROWTH, mitochondrial-like. NCBI's taxonomy places the organism in Eukaryota, Viridiplantae, Streptophyta, Magnoliopsida, Zingiberales, Zingiberaceae. The transcript has 7 exons. The record is from RefSeq and is a predicted model, not a curated record. The coding region runs from base 87 to 1313 and encodes 408 amino acids.